AUGGAACAUAAAAUAAAUAAGCAUAUAACAGAAGAUGAUGUAAAUUUGAUAUUAUUAAAGUGUGGAUAUAAUGAUGUAACUGUAGAAAACUACGACACAUCCAAUGCUAGUGAUCAUAUGCUGGGAUUUUUGGGUGAUUAUUGGAAACUUAAAAUACAAAUAGCAGUAGAAAAUAGACAAAAUACUGUUAGAAAGGUGCUUAAUUUUUUUAUUAAAGCUAUAUCUAAAUCGAACCCCUCUAAGGCCGAGAUUGUGAGAAAUAUGAAAUUAUUUGACAAGGAGUUAUGUUUUUAUUCAGUCAUAAAAAUGAAGAUAUAUUUACCAGACAUGCAACCGUGGUGUGCUAAAUUAAUAACACCUCUGAAUGAAGCAUUAGUGUUGGAAGAUUUAAAGUCUCUGCAAUACGAAACUCGUAAUAAGUUCGCAAGAUUUGACAGAGAACACACACUUCAGGCAUUAAAGACAUUAGCUCGGUUUCACGCAUCUACCAUUAUAUUUGAGGAAAACAAAAAACAGGUUUUACAAAGCGCUUACACGAUAAAUGACGAGUAUUCACAUCUGCUAGACGAGGGAGGUUAUAAUAAGUCAGAUCCUUGGUUUCUUCAAUGUAUGAAUGGAGCUCUUGAAGCAAUUACUGCUUAUUCAAAAUAUAGUAAUAAUGAGAAAACUAUAAAUGUAAUUAAAACCCAAUGGAGUAAUAUUUGGUUUUCUGCUUUAGAAUUAAGUAAAAUAUCAUCGAAAUACAGAAACGUAGUAUGUCAUCGUGAUUUAUGGAACAAUAAUAUUCUUUUCCAUUAUAAGAAAGUUGGAGAAAAGUCUAUACCUGACGAUUGUAUGGUAGUUGAUUUCCAAGCUGUAAGCUAUCAACCACCAGCCGGAGACAUCAUGCUUCUUCUGUGUUGUAACUUAGAUCCAAAAUUUCGAGAAGAUAAUCUUAAUUCGUUUCUUGACUAUUAUUAUCAAGAAUUACGAACCAUACUCGUAAAUUAUCGUAUUAAAAUUGAGAAAGUUCUAAAUAAAGAAGAUUUUUUAAAUUCUGCAGAUUAUCUACGAAAAUGGGGUCUAAUUGUUUGUGCUUGUUUAAUACCACAAUUUUGGAUUGAUGACGAAUUGACAACUAAGAUAUUUUGUGAUACAAUUCAAUUUGAUAAAGUUCUUUCCAAGGAUAAAGGUACUUUUAUAAAAAAUAUGAUGGAAACAAACAAGGAUUAUAGAGAAAAUGUCAUGGAAAUAUUUCAUGAAAUUAUAGAGAGAUACGUAACCUUUUAAGAAUAUUUUUGCUAUAC
This is a messenger RNA of Achroia grisella, 1286 nucleotides long. RefSeq lists its product as uncharacterized. The transcript has 2 exons. NCBI's taxonomy places the organism in Eukaryota, Metazoa, Arthropoda, Insecta, Lepidoptera, Pyralidae. Bases 1 to 1269 code for a protein of 422 amino acids. The record is from RefSeq and is a predicted model, not a curated record.